Messenger RNA from Fusarium pseudograminearum CS3096, 594 nucleotides. RefSeq lists its product as uncharacterized. Bases 1 to 594 code for a protein of 197 amino acids. Gene Ontology annotation, biological process: protein import into nucleus. The transcript has a single exon. Gene Ontology annotation, molecular function: nuclear import signal receptor activity. Gene Ontology annotation, cellular component: nucleus; cytosol. The record is from RefSeq and is a predicted model, not a curated record. Lineage: Eukaryota; Fungi; Ascomycota; Sordariomycetes; Hypocreales; Nectriaceae.
AUGUCGAGUCCGCUAUUCGGCAUUGUCCCUGCGGGUCAAUCAUUGAUCACGGAGCCUUCAUCGACCCCCUCACCAACUUCACUACUCUAUGCCCUUCCCACCUCAAAACCGUUUUCUCACAUCGUCGUAUUUAUGCUGCCUGGAAUUACACUACCGCCAAACACCGCUGCAGCAAUUUACCUCGCCACAGCCACUGAUGUCGCCGCUGCUGCUCAAACAGGCGGCACACCCAAUUUCCGCUUCCUCGGCGGCAUCGGCCCAGGAAAAGAGAGUGCCAUGUUCAAGGUCAGUGGCGGAGGCGAGGCUAGCGACCUAGUGAUCGGAGUGUCUGUUGAGCCGGAGGAAUCCGUGGGCCAGCGAUUGCAGGAACUUGCUGCCAACAAAGCCAGCAACCCAUCAAGUGGUCAACCGAGCACUGCCAUUUUGGCACAGCGCAUUAUCCAAAACGCAUUCAACUUUCUAUCAAGCUUCAGCGGCACCGCAGGACCCGGUGGUGUUGAGGUCGUGCCUCUUAAGGCCUUUGAGAACUGGUGGCGCAAGUUCGAGUCAAGAGUUCGAACAGAUCCUAGUUUUCUUGAAAAGCAGACCGAUUAG